Molecule: messenger RNA, 2364 nt
Organism: Amoebophrya sp. A120
Lineage: Eukaryota; Dinophyceae; Syndiniales; Amoebophryaceae
Source: the annotation of a GenBank genome assembly
CGAAAGCACUGGCUCAAUUGCUAGUGAAAACACCAACGAUCUUUGAUCAUCUUGAGUUGAGUGUCGAUUAUUGACAUUAAGGGCUACAACCCCUGUUCCUCCCGACGUUUACAACUUCACUCCGAUGUGGUUGCAGUAAACACAGUCACAUUUUUUUUUCUCAGAAUGCGUUCGCUACCACUAGUACCUUCCGGCAGCAGCUCCCGCUCCUCCUCCUCUGCCGGCCCGUGGCGUAGACAAAUUUGGCAACCGAGCUGCAUUGCUCAACCAAGUGCUCUAUUCGAGAUGCAGCAGCAGCUGCUGCGACCGCCGGCGAGACGGUUCUUCUCCGACUUUGCUACUGCUGCUUCAGCGGCAUCUACUAGUUCUUCGGGUUCGUAUCGUGCGAGCGGGACCACCGCAGGGCGACAAAACAGAUCGCAAGGCGGGAAUGGUACUAGCAGCAUGGGAAGAACACGAAGUCCCAGAACACCAACAACGUCGCCUCCAGCAAACACCAUCGGAUCGAUGCGGGACUCCCGGGCGGUGGACUUUUUCCGGCUGGUGCAAGAGCCGGAUUACCGAGGUCUGAAGCAGCAGUUUGUAGUGGUGGGAAAGAAGUUAAUUCUGGAGCUGCAGAGAAAAGCGAAUCUGGAACCGCUCGCAAUCCUGUGCCCCUGGAAAAACAGGUGUAGGCCUGAUUUUUUGGGACAGCAAGGGGGAACAAGUGGGUCGUACUAUAAUGCAAAGGAGUGGGUAAAAACAAGUAGUCAGCACAAUUUGUCGAAUCUCGGCGUCCAUGCGCACGAGCGGAAACAGGCAGGGUUUCAAGCUUUGAUUGAGAAGCAUACCGAUUUUCGUGACGAUUUUCAGAAUUCUGGUACAGCUGGGGACGAGGACGAGGAAUAUGACGAUAAAGCUCCAAGUGCCGGAAAUUAUACCGACUGCACGAGCGGUUGUAGCACGAGUUUGGAUCCAUCUUUCCUCUCAACGACGGGGCGCAGCUACAAUUCGCUGUACAACAACCCCUCCACCCGAUCCGCAAACCCCAACACCAGGAAUUUGAUCAAUCUCCUAGAGUACCAGUUUCCGAAGACGCGGGAGAUCAUCAAGACUGAGGAGAAACCGCUGCGAAAAAUUUCGAAUCUCCGGUCCUUCAAAAAUGAACUGAUCGCGAAGUACGAGUUUCCGUCGAACAUCUUCGCGAAAUCUUUGUACGGCGAAAGGCAAAACCGCACCGCGCUAACCGAUUUGCCGCACGGAAAACUGAUUCUGGCGCUGGAAGACGUCCCUGAUCCGGGGACGCUGGGUACGAUUCUGCGAUCCGCCCUGGCGUUUCAGUUCCACGGCUUGUACUUUCUGAAGAAUUGCGCCGAUCCCUUCUCGCCGGAGUGCCUUCGGGCGAGCCAGGGCGCCCUGCUGCACCUGCCGUUUGUGAAGAGCACGGACUUUUACCAGUUUUACAACGUGUACUGCGAACAGUUUCUGGCCCAAAGGGACUUUGCGUUCUUCGUGUUGGCCGAUGGGGUGGACGUGAAAAGACAUGACGCAGCAGUGCGCAGGAAGAGGGCUGCUGCGCGGAUGGGACAAGUAGGUGGAAUGGAGGGGCAUUAUGAAGAUGUUGAAGUUCAUCAUCAACAAAACGAGGGAAUGUAUAAUUUGGGCUGUACAGGAGCUAUGGAAGAGGAAGAAGAUCAUCUGAUAAGCCCGGAACACGAUGGUCUUCCGUCGAGUCGAAGUGCACCAGGGGACCGCGACGCUUCCGAACCGGAUCAGGGGGGAACAGACCAGGUCUCGCGUGCUUCCCACAGAACGACGAACAGGUUUCGUGUGCUGCACGCUGGGCGUCACAUGCGUUCUGGCAACAAAUCAGCCCCCUUUUCGACGACCAAGCCAGGGGAAAGUAUUUCUGAAACGGGACGAGAUACAGUGCUUGACACGAAAACUGCCCCAUCGCAAGAGGAACAAAACGUAGAAAGCGCCAACCUGUUCCGAGAAGUGUUUAAGCUCGGAGAGCACAGUUUGGCGAGAAAAAAGCAAAAGGGUGCGUUGUUGCUGAUCCGGGGAAGCGACUACUUGGAGUUAGACGCCGCCGUGGGUUGCGGUGAUGUUGAAAAGAACCGCCUUCACUACAAUCGUCGCGAAACACCCGCAAAGUUCACGAAAGUAGUCCCGAGUGAAGUAACUUCCACUGACAUUCCGCUUUCGGUGAAAGCUUCCUCUUUGCUGUACCAAAUCCGCACGAAACUGCUACCCGACGCGCCGCAGACUGGGUUUAUGGCGUAGAGAUAACUCGAGAUAAAAAAAUCUAAUGACCUUAUCAUGCGCCCCGUUUACAUUUUUUUGGCGUCAGCUGCAUUAGCAUCAAGAGGUGUUACAAGUCGU